This is a messenger RNA of Varanus komodoensis (Komodo dragon), 2156 nucleotides long. RefSeq names its product immunoglobulin superfamily member 1-like. The record is from RefSeq and is a predicted model, not a curated record. The transcript has 11 exons. Gene Ontology annotation, biological process: cell surface receptor signaling pathway. Lineage: Eukaryota; Metazoa; Chordata; Lepidosauria; Squamata; Varanidae. Gene Ontology annotation, molecular function: transmembrane signaling receptor activity. The coding region runs from base 5 to 1894 and encodes 629 amino acids.
CUGUAUGAAGUCAGUGGCUUUGGUGACAGUCGCAUGCGCAGCACUUUCCUGGAUGCUGCCCGUGGCAGCUCCCCAGGCUGUUCCAGCUGCCCCAGCGCCCUGGCUGACCAUGUCCUUUCCAUACCGCAAGUCUGACCGCAGCACAAGGAUCUGGCUGAAAUGUUCUCCCCGUGAAGGCUGGAGACCAGAGUUGUUCUAUUUCUACUGGAGAUCUGAACACAGUGAAUGGACCCAGCUUACAUACCGGAAAAUAAAUCUUUUGGAGGUCCCCACAAGUUAUCUGACAAAGCAAGUAUUUGCUUGCUUGUACCAGGAGAGCAAGAAUGGCAGAAGGUUCCACUCUCCAUUCAGUAACGAGGUGGCCUUCUCUCUCAGUGAAUCGCCCCCACCAGCAACCCUUUCUCCGAAUCCCCAUUACCCUUUUUACAUCCCAGGGGAAGAGGUGACCCUGACAUGUUCAGCUGCAGAUGCGUGGAAGGUGAGAAGCUACACGUUCUACAAGCAUCUACCAGGCCAGCUGCCCACACAGCUGCCCCGUCAAGGGACGGGGCCCGCUGAACAUCUCCGCGUGGAGGAAGGUUCUGCCGCAUUUUACAGCUGUACUUACUGGGUUCUGUCACAAGAAGGAAAUGAGAUCCAGGCACAGCAAAGCAACAUCUUCAACCUAACUGUGAGAAAAACUCCUCCAGCUCCGCAGCUUUCCGUGGCUCCGUGGCACUCUGUGUACACGCAGGGGGAGAGCAUUCGCUUGAACUGUUCAGUCCCUGAAGGGGUGCCUGUAGUAGCUUAUGCCUUUUACCAAAAACAAGAUCAGUGGUCCAAGGAGCUUGCGCAUACAAAAAGGUUGCCCUACACAGCUUUUGGAGUGGAUGAAACAACUGCUGGGAAUUACAGCUGUACCUACUGGCUGUCGCUAUCCUGGCAAACGCUUGAGUCCAGUCAGAGCAGCUUCGUCUCCAUAGCCUGGACAGAAACUCCGGCUGCAGCAAACCUUUCUGUGUCUCCCGGCCACUCUGUGUACAUCAGAGGGGAAAACAUCACCCUGACCUGUUCGGCUCCUACAGAGGUGGAUGUGGCAAGAUAUACCUUCUACAGGAAAGAAGAUCAGGUAUCCAAGGAGCUGCAGCGGAACGAGAUGGGGCCUUCUGAAACAUUUCGAGUGGAUGAAACAGCUUCUGGGAAUUACAGCUGUGCCUACUGGCUGUUGACAUCUGGGCGGGAGCUUGAGUCCAGUCGGAGCAGCUUCAGCUCCAUAGCCUGGACAGAUCCUCCUCCUCCUCCGGUCCUCACUGUGGACCCUCCAUCCGGAGAGCUGCGGGAAGGCGACCGCCUGCUCCUCUCCUGCUCAGCCGACGGGAGCCCUGCUGAGAGGAGGUUUCGCUUCUUCAAGGAUGGGGCUGAGUUGGCCUCCAGCAGCGAAGACUCUCUGGGGAGCUCCAGAGAACUUGGAAACGCCUCCACAGCUCUCCGCAUCCUCCAAGCCGAGCUCCACCACACCGGGGAAUUUGGCUGCAGGUAUGAGGAGAACGUGAGUGGCCGCUGGAUCUUGUCUCUCUGGAGCCCCAAGGUGGACAUCACAGUUUCAGCAAAAUGGACUCUGGAAUACUUGUGUUUCGCUCUUGUACUUCUGCUUCUGCUUAUCCCGCUUGGGGUCUGUUUCUGGAGAAAGAGGAAUGGAGCGAAGCAAAAAACUGAGCCAGAAAAACCAGCGCAGGACGUGCAGGAUCCCCAGUCAGGGCAGGAAUCAGAGCUCACCUACGCCCUCCUUGACUUCCCCGCUGCUGCAGCCCACUCAGGCCGUGAGGGCGAGAACAGGCUGCGAAUGGCACAAAUGAGGACGGUGGUGUACAGUGAGGUUAAGCUCCCCCCCCCAGGGAACAGAGCAGCAAAAUAAAACGGGCACGGAGCACAGACACGUCUGACCAGGCAUAGAUCCCCCUUGGAGCAUUUCCGUGAGACCUUCAGCACCAUCCUGGAACCCUCUUGAGAUCCACCGGGGAGCUUCGAAGGAGCAUUUGACUGACUCAUGGGGAGCAGGAGAGCAAUCCAGGGCUGCUCCUCGCGAUGUUUACAGUUUACCUCCAGGAUGGGAGGCCGAGCAGCUCCCAUCCUGGGUGGGAGGACAUGUGCAGGGUGCGGUUGUCUUCUUGGCUUUC